AUGGAGCCUUUUAUCGGAAUGUUACUAACAAGUGUAGUUACAAUAUAUUCAGAUAUAUUUAACAAUGACGAUUCUGAUGAUGAAGAAGGCAGCGAAUUUCUUGAAAGACAAAUAUUUGACUUACACUGGAGAAUUAGAACAGAAAAAAAUAAGCCUAACCGAAUGAAAAUGUUCGUUGAACGUACAAUUGCAAACAGCACAGCUAUGGAAUUCCAAAGUCAUUUUCGUAUAUCUAUACAAGCAUUUGAAUGGUUGUACAACACCAUUGGACCUGAACUACAAAGUGUUCGAAUUAGUGGACGUCAAACAAUAGAUCCAAGAAAACAACUACUCUGUGUAUUAUGGCUAUUGGCAACUCCUGAUAGCUACAGAUCAGUUGGCAAUCGUUUUGACAUGGGAAAAUGUAGCGUUUUUGUUUCUUUUGUUAGAGUGAUUAAAGCCAUAAAUAGUUUGGCCCCUCGUAUCAUAACUUGGCCUUCUGGAAAUAGAGCUGCUCAAAAUGAGGACAAAUUCUAUCAUAUGGCAUAUAUUAAAGGAGUAGUAGGAGCUAUCGACGGUACAUAUGUGCCAAUUAAAGCACCCAUGAAGAACCCAGAAGUUUAUAUUAAUCGAAAGUGCUUCUAUGGUAUUACUCUUCAAUGCAUCUGUGACAGUUCUAUGAAAUUUACAGAUUGCUUUACAGGCUAUCCAAGCUCAGUUUCCGACGUAAGAAUUUUUAGAAAUUCUGAUAUUUAUAAAGAAUUCUUGGAACAUCCAAAUAAUUAUUUUGAGGACAACAAAUUUAUAAUUGGUGAUAAAGCUUAUCCCACGUAUACAUGGUGUGUUCCUCCAUAUAUUGAUGGAGGUCAUUUGACUGGAUGAUAAAUUAAUUUCAAUAAAGUACAUGCAAAAACAAGACAAGUUAUCGAACGUUCAUUUACAUUAUUAUUUGGAAGAUUUCGACGUCUAAAAUAUUUAGACAUGAAUAGGAUUGAUCUGAUUCCAGCAACAAUCGUCGCAGCUUGCGUACUUCAUAAUAUAUACGAAAGACCAACCUCGCAGAAUCGAAUUCACGAAGCCUUUCAGUCAGAGAACCUCAGACGAAACGAGGAACCACAGGUAACAGAACAAAUUCAUGGUGACAGCAUUGCCUCUACUAUUUCGGUAAGAAUACCAAAUCUAAUUGCAUAA
Messenger RNA from Cyphomyrmex costatus, 1170 nucleotides. RefSeq names its product putative nuclease HARBI1. The record is from RefSeq and is a predicted model, not a curated record. NCBI's taxonomy places the organism in Eukaryota, Metazoa, Arthropoda, Insecta, Hymenoptera, Formicidae. The transcript has 3 exons.